Arabidopsis arenosa is the source of this 3013-nucleotide messenger RNA. The record is from the annotation of a GenBank genome assembly. NCBI's taxonomy places the organism in Eukaryota, Viridiplantae, Streptophyta, Magnoliopsida, Brassicales, Brassicaceae.
AAUCUCUUCACUAGUUUCAACAAAUCCUCAAAGCAACUAGGUUUCGCAAUGUCCCCAAGAUUCUCAAGACAGGAGAAAGCCAAAUGGGUGGCCAGCCCAAGCAGAGACAGCCAACGUCCAUGUAGGCGUUCCCUGGUUCGUAUACCGGAGUGUGAUAACGGUGAACUCAUCGAGAAAAACAAUCUCACGCUAGUGGGAAGGGUCACAAAUGCCAAGAUCCAGCACCCAAAGGCUUUGGUACACUACAUGUUGCAGUUCUGGAACCUAGAAGGAGUCCCACAACACUACUGGACUGACAAGGCCCUGAAGUCUAUAGGGGAGGAUGUGGGUACUGUGGAGGCUGUGGACACAGAACAGGUCCGAGUUAGGGUAAACAUCAAUGCUUUGCUCCCACUAGAGAAGCAGAUUCCAGUUCUUCUGCCUACAGGAGAGACAACAAUGGUGGAUCUAGAGUAUGAAAAGCUGGAAAAACAUUGUUUUCAGUGUUUCUCCCUUACUCACGAGAAGAAAGACUGCCCAACACGUUACGACAACUCCAGGAAGGGCUCUCAAGAGUCAGAUAUCAAUAAAAACAACACUCUUCUCCGCCUGGUAAAUAACAAACGCAGACAGUCAAGUUCAAAGCCCGCCUCUAGAGAUUAUGCAAGACAGAAGGAAGACUACCCCCGACGGUAUGAGACUAGAUCUCCGGUGAAAAGCUCCUCAAGAAGGGAGAACCUUCACCCUCACUCUCACCGGAAAGAGUCUACCAGAUCGGUCUUUGCGGGUAGGCUAAGGGAUCACCCCUCUGAGUACAAAAACAGAGCUUCAGCUCGCAUAAGCCCAUCCAGAAACCUAAGGCGCCCCACUUUCCAGAACUCUAGAGAGCAGUUCCCUCCAAAGAGAUCUCAGCACUCAGAGUGGCGAAGACGCAAUUCCCCAAUUGCAUCCAGGAGCUUCCAAGCUACUCAUGAUAGCCAAAAAGGGUCAGUUAACAGUGCUCAAAGGAACUCCGUUGACUCCACCCCCGGGGACUCUGUUUCUCCCCCCCACCUCCCCUCGCUCCUCCGUCAAACAAAGGGAGAGACUUCCUCUUUAUCAAGGCGUCUCCAGGAAGUGAAUAUACAAUAUUUAGGGGAAGAAGAUCAGAACCUGAGCAGGCCGACCACAACAGUUCAUUUGGGAUCAUGCUCAGACCCCAUCCAUCCUACUCUGGGCCACCGUUUAUCCCAGGGAGAAGGAGGGAUAAUAGAAGAAGCCAGACCCCCUGCCCUGUCAAGAUUGGAGGUCGCACAGCCAACGGUUACAGUGUCUAUUCAGGCAAAACCGCCUAGAGGCAAAGCUGCUCCAAAAAGGAAGGUAGCAGCAGUCAAUAUACCGAGAGGAGCUAGAAGUCCUCUUCAGGAAGCUAGCACAAGGAAAAGAAAUGCCACUAGAACCAAAGGCAGCCCCUUAGCUGAGUUUUAUGAGAAGCUCUUCACUACAGCCACAAGUUCCCAGCUCAAAGUGGUGGAGGAAGCUAUCCAACCAAAAAUCUCGGAGGCCAUGAAUGCAAGGCUCAUCCGCAGUCCAUCAGACAUAGAGAUUCAUGUAGCAGUUUUAGACAUCAAUGCGGAUAAAGCCCCGGGGCCGGAUGGCUUUUCGGCAGGAUUCUAUCAUUCCUUUUGGGAGAUCAUAGGCGGGGAUGUCUCUCGAGAAGUCAGGGCUUUCUUUGACAGUGCCGAAGGAGGACUGGGUUUUAGGGACUUGGCUACUUUUAAUGACUCCCUUCUCGCCAAAAUAGGCUGGAGUCUACUGAAGAGACCGGAUUCUUUGUUGGCGCAGGUUCUUUUGGGUAAAUACUGUCACUCUUCCACCUUCUUGGAGGUUAAACCUAUGUCAAACGCUUCGCAUGGGUGGAGAGGGAUUCUGGCGGGAAGAGAUAUCCUCAGGCUGGGUCUUAGAUGGCUAGUAGGAGAUGGAGAGGACAUAAAUGAUAUUCGACGGAUACUACCUCACCGUGAGGAAGAUAUACUCAGCUUGGUAUUGAGCUCAAACAAAAGACCGGACCGACUGAGAUGGCUGCCAGUAAAAUCUGGAUCCUACUCCACAAAAUCAGGAUAUGCUGUUGCAAAGCUCGCCUCUGACCGCCUCCAGGAAGAAAGCUUCAACUGGAAAAUCCAAUAUUUGGAAGGUGCUGACAUCUCCAAAGAUACGUGUAAGAGAUGUGGAGAAAUCGAAGACGCGGUGCACAUUUUCCUCAGCUGCUCUUAUGCAGCACAUGUCUGGGAUCAAGCGCCACUACUCUACAAACCUAGAGCAGCUGACGUGGGAUCAAUGGAGAAGCUGCUGGAAAAGGGUCGAUCUAUCCUAACACUGCCGCCGGUGGGUUUAGGAGCCGCUCCCUUGUAUCCUUGGAUUCUUUGGUUCUUAUGGAAGGCCCGCAAUUUACUCAUCUUUGAGGAGCGGCUUAUCUCCCCUGCAGAGACAAUUCAGAAGGCCAUUACAGAGGCAAAAAGGUGGCAGAGUGCAAAGUUACAACAAGUCUCUCAAAAGCCAGCUCCGCAACCAAGACUUGGGACUGACGCAACUGCAUCUGUUCAUAGCGAGACUUUCCUCUGUUUCUCGGAUGCAGCUUGGCAGGCAUCCUCUAGAUUGGGAGGCAUGGGGUGGAUCAUCAAGGACCCCCUUAACUCUGUGUUCCUUCAAGGUUCAUCAUCAAGACCCUUUGUGACUUCGGCUCUAGAGGCUGAAGCUCUUGCUUUAAAGGCUGGUAUUCAAGCGGCCUUAGCUUCGGGUGUUUCAAGGCUGGCCUGUUUCUCGGAUUGUAAAGAACUUGUUCUUCUUCUCAAUUCCGACGGUCACGCGAAUGAGCUAGAUGGUAUCCUAACCGAUAUCACCUUGCUUGGUAGUAGCUUCCUUUCGAUCUCUUUUCAUUUUGUACCGCGCUUGGAGAACGCUCAAGCAGAUUUGUUAGCUAAGACUGCUCUCCUCUCAUGUAACACCUCCUCCCUCUCGGGAGUUUGAGUGUAUCUUAUAAAAUUGAAUGUUUGCC